UUGUGAACAGCAUCUGCAGUCGGCAAACGCCAUUUUGACUUGUGUUACUACUUUUAUGUAUGGUGGUUAAUUAGGCUAAAGUCUGUGGUGUCUAUUAUUGAAUCAAGAAGUUUUCAUAUUUGAUAUUAUUGAUUAUAUUCCCAUUUGAACGGACCAGGGGAUAAGGUUCGUUCGCUGGGUUCUGAAGUUAUAAAUGUGUGUGGUUAGACAGUAUGUCUACAUUUUCCAGUCUAGGAUCCAAAGGGGGAAAGCCGAAGUUUCAAUCUUUGGAUAUAAAUAGAAUCUACAAGAGUAGCAGAGGUGAAAGCUCAGAAAAAACCCAACAAAAAAGCACAGUACAAUACAAACAUGGCAUGCAAAUAUUGGGAAAAGUACCAAACGCCCGUAGGCCCCCUGCAAAUUUACCUUCUUUGAAAUCAGAACAUAGUGGUAGUGAAGCUGCAGUACCUUUAGUACCACCCGGUGGACCAGGAUGGGGAAAGCAAGAGUCCAGUUCUCCUCCCAAUGGAGUACCGGUUUCCAAAUUAGAUCAGACUCCACCUCCUACUUUACAUCAAGGUGCUCAACCUACUCAAACUGUCCCCCAGAAACCAGAAGUCCCACAUCAUGUGCCAAGUGCACCAAUAGACAAAUCAUGGAGUUCAGUUAUGAGCAGAGGGGACGCACAUUCCCAUCAUCCUCCACCAUAUCAAGGCCCCCAGUUUCAGCACGAUUUUCCGAGCCUCUCGGCCACAGACGGAGGACAGGUCAGAGGUGGAGGAACAGAAGCCCCCUAUUCUUCGGGUUUGAGUUUACGGCCACAGACAGAAGGUUCCUGGAUAGGAGGUGGAACUGGACCAGGAGGAGAGGGAAAACCAGCCUCGGGUCACCUGGGUUCCCCACCACAGCUAUCGGCCCAGGCAGGCCUUUUGCAACAACAACAGCAGCAAACUUUACCACCUCAGUAUAGAGGUGUAAUGCCCUCCUUUAUGUACAAAAAUAAUCCCCCUCCUGCGAAUGCCCCACCUAGUCUGACAGCUACUCAUCCUGUUAGUUCUUCUCAUGAAAAUAAUGGACGGCAGGAAAAUCAACACUUUAAUAAUAAAAAAGGUUUUGAUGAAACUGUUCCUCCUUCCAUCAUCAAGGAAGAAGAACUUCAUAGAAUGGAUGAAAUUGAGAGGGACAUGGGUUGGGCUUAUUCAGAUGAUAUUGACUAUAAUAAGAAACUCACAUUUAGCGAUGAUGAAAUUUUGACUGAUAAAAGCUCAAGAACCAAACAAGCAGAAGGAAAAAUUCACGAAAAGCCAACAGAAGUUUCGAAAAAGGAAGUUAACGACGCUUGGCAAACAUCUAAUAAGGGACACUCAUCAGAAGAAGAAGAAAUGAAAUUGAAGAGAACUCAGCACUUUAAGGAAGUUGAACUUGCAGUGCAAAGGGCAAAGCAGAGAAAGAAGGAAGAGGAAAAGCGAUUUAAUGAGGCCACCAAACAAGGUGCCCAACAAAAACUAAAAGAGUUAGAGGCAAAAAUAAGCAAACGUGAUCGAGAUGGUGAAGAAGGGGUUGGAACAAUAAAUCCAUCUAUUGUACCUCCAAAACCAAUUGCUCCCACAGAAAUUCCACUCCCAGAUUUUCAAAGAGAGAAAGAUCCAACUACUACCUAUAAAGAAAAAGAAGAAAGACAUAAAUUACCAGUUGAAAGUCACGAUGAAAAAGUUGAAAAGUCUGGUAAUAGCUUCAAACACUUGACAGAAAUUGAAGGAAAGACAUUCAAGAGAAAUUCGAAAAAUUCUGAGAGAGAAUCCAGGGAACAAGGAGCUCCAACAUUCUCUAGGCAAUUUCAGAGUGAUCUUCCCCCACGUUUCAAGAGACAACAUACUCAGCAAAAUGUUCAACCCCAGUAUGGAGAACACUAUGAUAACAGAUCCUCAUUAUCUCCUAACUACCCUAAAAGCAGUAGUACCAGAAAAGUUCCCUUACCAGGUCCUACUGAAAUUGAACCAAGGAAAGUGAAUAUUGAAGAAGCUCCUUUAGUUCCCCAACCCCAAGAAAUUAUUCGUAAAUCUGAAUCUCCUCACAUUAUCGAUACUCAUGACAUUGAAGUGCCCAAACUCAAAAAAGAAACAAGAAUUCAAGAAGAAAAAUUCGAGAAAAUUGAAUCCAAUAUUAAAGACUACGAAAGAAGGGAUUAUGCUCAAGGAAGAAACAGAAAUGAAGUGGUUUCUACUGAAAUUAAAUCUAAAAUCAACAAAAAUCAGGAAAAUCUUUAUGAAAGAUUCCAAAGAUUGGAUUCUCAAGAGUCUAAGGUGUCUAGAGACAAAUAUAUGUCUGAAGAUAAUCGGGAUUAUAAUUCUUGGUCUGAGUCUAGAUUUGAGAUGGCAUUUGAAGAAAAGCGAAGAGAAGUUCAUAGGGAAGACCGUAGGCAAGUUCCAGGUCCUAUAACUAGAGAUAGAAUUGAAGCUGAUGAUUUUAAUGAAAGUCGAAAUUUAACUGCUUUGAAACGUGGUCAAAUACCUGAGAAGAAAGCCAAUGGUUUCAAGAAUAAAGAAGAAAAGACUAAUGAAAAUUUGGAGCACAAAAACAGUGAAACAAAUGAAGCUAAACUAAGUUUGGAUCAGUCAGACAAAUCAAAGAAUGCUGCUAAAAAAGAAGAAAAGGAUUCUAAAACAAGCGAUGUUUCUAAAAAGAAUAUAAAAAAUGAUGACUAUAGAGAUGAGAAGAGGAAUUCAAAUAGAAAUAAAGCGUAUCCUUCAAACAAGGCUUGGAACAAUGAGUAUCAUCACAGAUCUACCGGAGAACGUGGAAACUGGCCAAAAAGAUCCAAUUCCAACAACAAAAAUUCUCGUUCAAAUGUUGGUCACAAACCAGAAACAUUUGUUAAUAUUGCAACAGAUUCAGAAGGUUCCUCCGAAGAACAUCAUUUAAGAGAUGAUCAUUCUAAUAAAAAAACAACUAACAGAAAUCAUGGAAGGGACGAAAAAAGAAAACCAGAUAAGGAUAGGCAAGGUGACAAAGUUCAAGACAUCAAGAGAGAUAAUUAUGUUCCAAGAGGUGAGCCAAGUAGACUCGGAAGAGGAGGUGGUAAUUUCCGAGGUAGAGUAGGUCUAAGUAAAAGAAUAGAUGGCUAUGGACCUCCACCAUCAAAAAGCCCUUUCACCCAUCAUGAUGAUAAAAAACCAAGCGAUAAUGAUGAUUUCCAACAAAUAGUCUCUAGUGAAAAUGACAAAGAUUCGCCAGUUGAGAUUAAGGCAGAAGAAAACAAUGCUGUCACAGAAAAUAAAGUCACAGAUGAUAAAGAACCUAAGAAUAAAUCUAAUAAUAAACCUUUAACUGGUUCAAAGCCCCAUAAUUCGAAUGGAAAUCCUUCCCUUUCUAGAAAACCCAAUCAACAAUCUCGUGCUGUUAAUGAAAAGAAACAUUUUGGUAAAAAUGAGACAUCUAAUACAGCUCAAAUGAAACAAAGUAAAUCUGAUGAAUCUAAUUUGUUGUGUAGUGCUAUUGCUGAUAUAUCCCUGAAAAAUAAAGAAGAUCUUAGUGGCGAAAUGGAGGAAGAAAGCAUUGUUCCUGCUGAUUCUGAUGGUUUCCAAGAAGUUAAGAGUAAAAAGACAGUGAAAGAACGUCCAAGAACCGAGGAUAAGCUCAAUCCUGUCUACCCUGGGAAAAACUUGAAAUCUGAUAUGAAAGAAAGGGACAAAAAUAAGAAACCUAUUCCGCAGCAAAUUCAACAACCUACCCAUAAUAUACCACCACUGAUGGCUGUACAAGUGAAUCCUCCCCAUAUUUUGCCCCAACCUAAUAAAAAUCAAUUUGAUCGUCAGAGUCGGCAGAACAAGAUACCACCAAGAUUCGUUAAACUUCGUGAAAAUAACAGGCUUCAGAAGAUGCAACAACAGCAUGGCAUUGUAGAUAUGAAUGACAUUAAAAAUCGAAAUAUGUUUGGUUCUAAAAUGUCUAAUCCUCCAAAUAAUCCUGUGGUACCAAUAUCUAAUGCUUGGGAUAAACCCUUGGGGACACCUUUGAGACCAAUAGAGCCAGACAAUCUUUUGACCGCCUCUAUAGAUGGUGGAAAUAGUAUUGAACAUCCUUCUGUGCAAGGAAAUGCAGAUGUGGAUAAAAAAAUCAACAAAUCAAACCUGCCUGAUACAGUAAUUCUUGAUGGUGCAACGCCCCCAGUGAAUACAAUAAUAUUUGAAAAUACCAAUUUCAAAUCUAUGCCUAACAGAAAUGUUCGUAACGAUAAGUUAAGGAAGGAAGAUGGUUCUCUGGAGAAUCCAUCGAUGACAAAUUUCAACAAACGCAUGAAUGAUUUACUGAUCAAAAAUGACAAACAGUCUGAUUCAAUUCAAUUGCAACUUCCCUUCAAAGAAGAUAGCGGCGAUAUGAAACUAGACUUUUUCGAUUCUGCCUUGUCGUUACCUGAUGAGAAAGCAUUAAAGAAUCCAUGUCUUACAAGGCCAAUUCACUCAAUGACAUCGGGGGGUAGCGAUAUUUCAACUGCCGAUGCCCUGAAUUACAAAAUUCAGUCGGUUAAGAAAGUUUGGGAAACACCAUCAGAACAUGGGGUAUCACAGGAAGAUGCUAACUCCAAUUUCCCUAAUUCUUUUGUCCCUGAUACUAACUCCUUGGAUGCUAGUUCUUAUGGCAAAGGAAAUGAUAAUGUUGAGGAUAAUCAUGAGCAACACGGCUACAAUCAAGCAGCCAAUCAACAAACGAGUAACAAUACUACCAAUGUUUGUAAGGUCAAACCCACUCAACAAGUCUCUGGUGCUACAAAUCAGGCAGUAUCCAGCACUAAUGCUCAUCCUGCUCAUUCCGGAAUAAUGGGCCCCGGAUUAAUGGGAAAUCCAUUAUCGCCCCCACCAAUUCAGCCAGUCAUUGGUGCUGGUGUUGGAAUUGGCCAACCACCUCAGCAAUUCCCUACAAAUCAGCAUAUUGGCUAUCAAACAAGCCUCGGCAGCAGAAGCCAAUAUGGUAUGUCCACGAUACCAUCUCCACCAUCAGUUUUACCCUACUCAGCCCCGCCUUUGCAAGCACAAACGGCCAACCUGUAUGGUCCAUUUCAAAUUGAUCAAACAGGUGUACUUGGAGGGCAGGGCAGGUCCCAAUUCUCCCAAUAUCCCAAUCAAUACGGUUUAGGCCAGGCAGCUUCGAGCCCCUAUUCGGCGCACUCUAUGUUCCUGCAAACUCCACAGGCCCAUCCACCUCCAGCUGCUCAAGGUCCCGAGAUUUAUCAGAACCUAAAUAGCUACAGAUUGUCGACUGCGGCAUUCGGUCAAAAUCAACAGCUGAAUAAUCCAACCACUGUUCUCAUUUCGUCUACUUCUAAUUCAUUGAUGUCCGCAUCUGUCAAGCCGUCUACCCAACAAAUUAGUGCAAUUGGAACCAAAUCAGGAGGAGUAGGACAAGCUUAUCAACCACAAUCUCAGCAGGGUCAGCAGAUGUACAUGUUUGAUCCUAAUAUUCCAGCAAACUACCUUCCAGGGUUACAAAGACCAACUGGUCCAGUUCAAAAUAAUGUUGUUCCAACAAUACAGCCUUCUUCUUCUUACUAUUCAGGAUCCACUCCUGCUGCCAAGCCGUUUAACUGUUCUUGGGGAUACUAAAGAUGAGUUCUUGAAAUGAUGGAGAAAAGCAAUGUUACAAAAUAUUCAAAGAUGAAAAUAUCUUCUAAAAAAUUGGUGUUGUGUCCAGAUUGUUGUCUUCGGAUUAGCUUUUGUUGUUUCACAUAGUCACCAAAAAUUAGAAAGGAGUUUUUCUGAGUAUUGGUGAAAACUAACUGGUUAUUAAAGUAUUUAUUAAUCUAUGCAUAGAUGUAUAAACUAUGAACUAAAUGUCGAGACUUCAUUUUAACAGUUUCUUUCUAUUGAAUGAGUGUAUUCAAAAGUAAUGUCCCUUAAACGAUGUAGAUUUCACAAACUCUUACUUCCCAGGGUAUAAUCUCUUGCAAGUUUGUCAAAAAUUAUUUCAAAAUAUAUUAUCAAAGUCGAUCUUGAUUAAUUGAUUAGUUUUUCUGUGAUAAAAAAACCUUAAAAAGUGUUAGUACUGAGAAGGUACAAGCAAUUUCUUAAAACAAAUUAUUUUUUCCUGAUGAGACAUUGAUAUGGAGAAGAAUAAUAAUUUGGUUAUAUUCACCAUUCCAUAUCCCUUUUAUUGGAACUGCGUUCUAAUAACUUUGAAUGAUUCAUAUAUCAGAUUGAAUUAAUUUAUAUCUCUUUAAGAAGUUUCUUAUUUUUAGUUGAUAAUUUGAGUUCAUCAUACCCAUUUGAAAACAGUGAAAUUGAUGUAUUAAUUAAAAUUAUUAUCUCUCAUGAAUCUAAAAAGGUUAAAUUGCCGAUUAGUAUAAAAUCGUCAUUUUGUAUGAAUUGUUGUCUGAGGACAUUGAAAAUUUGUUACUGUGGUUAAUAGUGAUCUAUCCUGUACAGCAUUAGAUUUUACUUUCUUCAGUGGACUGACUUCAACUUGGUCUUAUCAAAUAUUUAAGCUCUAUAUGUAAAAUUUGUAUGUGACAGUAUUGAUAAAGGUAUUUUAUCUGCUUCAGUUAUUUCUUUAGAUUGAAAGUUUUUUAUGGCGCACAAAUAGUAUACAACUUGUAGCUUUUACAAAAGUAAUCUGUAUAUGAUUGUAUGUACUUUGAUUGAUUAAACUAUCCCUUAGAAGUAUUAUCAGAAUCGGAUAUGAAA
Messenger RNA from Harmonia axyridis, 6656 nucleotides. RefSeq names its product protein PRRC2C (gene nocte). Lineage: Eukaryota; Metazoa; Arthropoda; Insecta; Coleoptera; Coccinellidae. The transcript has 9 exons. Gene Ontology annotation, biological process: cell differentiation. The record is from RefSeq and is a predicted model, not a curated record. The coding region runs from base 213 to 5579 and encodes 1788 amino acids.